This is a messenger RNA of Yamadazyma tenuis ATCC 10573, 2196 nucleotides long. RefSeq lists its product as uncharacterized. Gene Ontology annotation, cellular component: plasma membrane. Gene Ontology annotation, biological process: intracellular iron ion homeostasis; copper ion import; iron ion transport. The record is from RefSeq and is a predicted model, not a curated record. Lineage: Eukaryota; Fungi; Ascomycota; Pichiomycetes; Serinales; Debaryomycetaceae. Gene Ontology annotation, molecular function: ferric-chelate reductase activity.
AUGAAAUUUUGGACUCCCUUGUUACUAGCAGUUCCGGCACUUUGUGACGAUGUAAGUUUGUUCGAGUGGAUUAGCAACUAUGAAAUUGCUCUUGAAUCAUGUCAGGCCCAGAUAGACCUUACAGCUACCGUCUGUCUAAUUCCUGAAACCGCUGCCAAGCGUGGCCUUGUGCGUCGGGAUGAUGACUUUGAUCCCACUAGUUGUUAUUGUACUAUGGAAGCACCAUUUGUCACCUUGAUCGACUGUUUUGUUAAAGGUGAAGGAAAUAAGACUCUGUACAUGAACUCAUUUAUUGACAGUUGUAAAGGGUUGACGGACGAGCCCUUGACAUUAGACUCGUUAUAUUCCACUUACUACUCCGGCUUGAAGCACAUGAAAAACGUACUGACAGUGGAAAAUUUCAGUUUGACAGAAGUCGUGGACUACCCUGUGUUGUUGGACUACAAACAGUAUAAAAUCAACCGGCAGUGGGAAUGGAUGGCAGAGAAGAACAAGAACUUGGGUCUGAUCUUUGGUUUGUCUCUCAUGGGCUACUGGGGUCUUGUGUUGUUGUUGGCAACUCUUGUCAACUGGACGAUUUAUUUAUUCCCUGGGUUCACCGGUUUAUUUGUGGGACCUUUGUCCAACAUGUGGAGAAAGUACGUAUCAUUGCCAGCAGCCAUCUCACGCAGAAAAACUCGUGCCGUCAGGUUUGGCUUGUUAGUUCCUUCUCGUAUGGAAUCGCUCAUUAUCUUUGUGUUUUUGUUUUUAACUGCGAUGUUCUCAGGAAUCAAUAUCCACCUGGUUCCUGGUAACGAGUUCAGUCAAGGAAACUAUGUGGCACGGUUUGUGGCCAUCAGAACGGGUAUCAUGGUUGGCUACAUUUGCCCGCUCUUGGUUUUGUUCGCCGGCCGUAACAACUUUUUGCAAUGGUUGACCAGAUGGAAUUUUGCAACCUUUAUUACCUACCACCGGUGGGUGUCAAGAAUCGUUGUCUUAUUGGUGAUUAUCCACGCAAUCGGUUUCACGGUAUCGGAUAUCAGUAGAGACAAAUAUUCUGCCCGGGUGAAGGAAGGCUUCAUCCAAUGGGGGAUCGUGGCAUGUGUUUGUGGAGGAAUCAUUUUGGUGCAAGGAUUGCUCGUGGUGAGAAGAAAGAGCUACGAAGCAUUUUUGGUGAUCCACAUUUUGAUGGCCAUGUUCUUCGUUAUUGGGGGUUACAAACACACACUCGGGUUUGGUUACCAACCAUUAUACUGGACAUCCAUCGCCGUAUGGGCUAUUGACCGGUUAAUCAGGUUUACUCGUUUAUUUGUUUUCGGAGCUCCAAUGGCUACUGUCACUCUUUUGGCAGAAGAAACCUUGAGAGUGGUUAUCCCCAAACCAAGUUUCUGGCAUGCCACUCCUGGAGGACAUGCCUUUGUACAUUUUAUUAGACCUUCGUGUUUCUGGCAAUCUCAUCCAUUCACCUUCACUGAUUCGUCUGAAGAGGGUAACUACAUCGUCAUGUACAUCAAAUUAAAGGGUGGUGUUACUCAUGGGGUCUACAAGCACUUGGCCAAUGCACCCGGAAAGAGUGCUAAAAUCAGAGUUUUGGUGGAAGGACCUUAUGGAGAAGACUCGUCUGCUCGUAAGUAUAAGAACGCUGUGUUCAUAGCUGGAGGUAACGGUAUUCCUGGUAUUUACUCGGAGUGUAUCGACAUUGCCAGAAAAACCGUUGAUGGAAAUGGUCCUCGGUUGAAGCUCAUUUGGAUCAUUCGGGAAUGGAAGUCGUUGGCUUGGUUCUACCAAGAGUUGAGAAACUUGAACAACACCAACAUCGAUACUACGGUGUUCGUGACCAAACCAUUGUUGAAUUUGGAAAAUGGUUUGACCCAUUUGAAGCCAAUUCUCAUAGACUCAGAAUCUUCCUACUCGGACAAAGAAAAGACUAAUUCGGAUGUCAAAGACUCUAGUCUUCCAUGUAACGAUUCGGACCUGGAAGAAACUUCGAUGGUGGCCUCCAUCAAGAAUGAGUUGUCACACAUUUCUUUCCAAGAAGGAAGACCUGAAAUUCACGACCUCAUAUGUAAUGAGAUUUCUCAAGCCGAUGGGUCUUUGGCAUUUGUCACCUGUGGUCACCCCCAUAUGGUUGAUGAAGUUCGUUUUGAAGUAUCACAGAAUUUGCACCAGUCUAAGCACAGAAUAGAGUAUUUUGAGCAGUUACAGGUAUGGGCCUAG